UCGGAAAUGAGUCACCAGCCCUGAGCGAUAAGUGCACACAGUCAGCGGGCAGCGAUUUCUGAAGUGAAAAUGGGAUCGGAAGGCUCUAGCGGACGGUAAACGCGUACAGUUGAGAGUCGCAUCAUUUCAUCGCCCGACAGAAAUAUGGCACAGCUACCAGUCUACAAUCCGCCGUCGCCCUUUUUAGGUCAUCUGCCAACGGGGCUGGGACUGUAUCGGAAGAUUACCAUCCGCGGACGAAUGACCCACGAUAUGUUCAACAUUAAUCUUCAGAGUGGACCGAACGUGGACCCACGGGAUGAUGCCGCCCUGCACAUCAGCAUUCGGCCGCGCGAGGGGCUAAUCGUGCGGAAUAACUACCAGUUCCACAGCUGGGGGGUAGAGGAACGAUUCGGCGGUUGCCCGGUGCAGAAACGCUCCUACUUCGACAUCAGCAUUACGGUGAAGCCAGACAGCUACGGUAUCGCCGUGAAUGGGUGCCAUUUCUGUGACUUUAAUCAUCGUCUACCGUAUUUCUCGGUACGAUUCAUAUCAUGUGGUACCGGGGCUCAAGUGGAUGCAAUCAUUACAGAGUAGGGCGGUGACGGUGAUGACUGAUUGAUAAGAAAGAAGGAGCCUUCCUAUUUUUACAAUAUUACAA
Molecule: messenger RNA, 640 nt
Organism: Anopheles aquasalis
Lineage: Eukaryota; Metazoa; Arthropoda; Insecta; Diptera; Culicidae
Product: galectin-4
Molecular function (GO): carbohydrate binding; galactoside binding
Source: RefSeq, a predicted model, not a curated record